Molecule: messenger RNA, 5919 nt
Organism: Acipenser ruthenus (sterlet)
Lineage: Eukaryota; Metazoa; Chordata; Actinopteri; Acipenseriformes; Acipenseridae
Gene: si
Product: sucrase-isomaltase
Exons: 49
Coding region: 155-5629 (1824 amino acids)
Biological process (GO): carbohydrate metabolic process
Molecular function (GO): carbohydrate binding; alpha-1,4-glucosidase activity
Source: RefSeq, a predicted model, not a curated record
AUGUAUGGAAAAAGACCCACUGGAUGAAAAAGAAAAUUGUUGCUGUGAAAGUUGAGAAACUAAAAUUUUAAACAACACUGCAUUUAAAGAAUUAUAAUCUGUAUCUUAUAAGGAAUACUGCGUAGGAUACGGAGAAGGCAAGGAAGCCAGCAAGAUGGGGUGGAAGAAAAAGUUUUCUGGGUUAGAAACCACACUUAUUGUGCUGUUCAUACUGGUGACCAUAGUAUCAGUUGUUCUCAUAGUGCUUUUAGCAACAGGAGAACCAGGUGAAGAUUGCAACAGAACCACUCAGUUCAUUCCAGAAUGUCCAAGUAUUCACGAAUCAGAACGAGUAGACUGUUAUCCAGAUGGCGGUGCAUCAAAGGAUAAAUGCGUAGACCGUGGUUGCUGCUGGCUUCCUAUUUCAGAGACGAAUGUGCCUUGGUGUUUCUUCUCAAAGAAUCAUGGGUAUGAAGCCGUGCAUGUCCAGAGACCCUCCCAAAAAGGGUUUGAAGUUCAGCUCAGGCGACUUCCUGCACCUUCAUUAUUUGGGAAGGAUAUUGAACAAGCUCACUUCUCUGCCGAGAUACAGACGCAGAACCGCUUCCGUUUCACGAUCACAGACCCUAAUAAGGCAAGAUUUGAAGUUCCCCAUGAACAUAUAAAGCCUUUUACUGGUCCAGCAGCAUCCAGUCCCAAUUAUGAGGUGGAACUUAUUCACAAACCGUUUGGAUUUAAAUUAAGAAGAGCAACAACAAAAAAAGUUUUAUUCGACACUACUAUGGGUCCAAUUCAGUUUGCAGAUCAGUAUUUACAGUUGACUGCAAGAUUACCAAGUCAUAAUAUUUACGGCCUCGGGGAACAUGUGCAUCAGAAUUUUCAGCACAGCACUGAUUGGAGAACCUGGCCCAUGUUUACCAGAGACGCAUUCCCCAAUGGAGGAUCGCACAACUUAUACGGCCAUCAGACUUUCUUCUUGUGCCUGGAAGAUAACAGUGGAAUGUCACUUGGUGUAUUCUUACUGAACAGUAAUGCUAUGGAGGUAACACUUCAGCCAACACCAGCUAUAACUUACAGAACAAUCGGUGGGAUUUUGGACUUCUACAUCUUCUUAGGAAAUUCUCCUGAAGCUGUAGUUAAGGAAUACUUGGAGCUCAUUGGAAGACCUGCAAUGCCUUCCUACUGGUCACUUGGAUUCCAACUCUGUCGCUGGGAUUAUGGGUCUAUUGAGGAACUUAAGGCAACUGUGGAACGAAACAGACAAAUAGGCCUCCCAUACGACAUCCAGUACACCGAUGUUGACUAUAUGGAGGACAAGAAGAUCUUCACAUAUGACUUAAAGAACUUCCACGGACUUCCAGAAUUUGCUGACGAUUUACAUAACCAUGGACAAAAAUAUAUAAUUCUAUUAGACCCAGCAGUUGCCACAUCUGCCAGAAUCUCUGGCCCAUAUCAUACAUACAAUUUGGGCAAUGAAAUGGGUGUGUGGGUUUAUGAAGCUGAUGGAACGACUCCAUUAAUUGGAGAGGUUUGGCCUGGUGAAACUGUUUUCCCUGACUAUACUAACCCUGCAUGCAAUACAUGGUGGGUUGACGAAUGUGAGAAGCUUUUCAGGGAACUGAAAUAUGAUGGGCUCUGGAUUGACAUGAAUGAAGUCGCAAAUUUCAAGAAAGGAUCUGCCAAUGGGUGUGCCGCUAAUGAUUUAAAUUACCCUCCUUUUACCCCCAGCAUUCUUGAUGACCUUAUGUAUUCAAAGACCCUGUGUAUGGAUGCAAAGCAAACCUGGGGAGCCCAUUAUGAUGUCCACAGUCUGUAUGGAUAUGCAAUGACGCUGUCCACUGAGGAAGCUCUCAAGCGUGUUUUUCCUGACAAAAGAGGCAACAUUCUCUCAAGGUCCACAUUUGCUGGAUCAGGCAAGUUCACAGGGCAUUGGCUGGGAGACAAUGCUGCCAAUUGGAAUGAUAUCAAAUGGGCAAUUCCAGGAUUGCUUGAGUUCAGCCUUUUUGGAAUACCUUACAUUGGAGCAGAUAUAUGCGGUUUCUUUGAUGACACUACAGAGGAGCUCUGCACACGAUGGAUGCAAGUUGGGGCAUUUUAUACAUUUUCUAGGAAUCACAAUGCUCAAGGAUAUAAACCUCAGGAUCCUGCUUAUUUUGGUGCCGACUCCCUUUUAGUGAAGACUGCCAAACAUUACCUGAAUAUUCGAUAUACCCUGUUACCGUACCUCUACACCCUUUUCCAUCACGCUCACGUCAAAGGGGACACCGUGACACGGCCAAUGAUGCACGAGUUUUAUUCAGAUCCUGCCACGUGGAAAGUUGACCGUCAAUUCCUUUGGGGACCUGGUCUUCUCAUUACACCAGUCCUGGACCCUGGUACAAGCAUAGUGAGCGCAUAUAUACCAGACGCAGUGUGGUAUGAAUAUGAAACGGAGGUUAGAAUUACUCCCCGCAAACAACAGGUCGAUAUGUAUCUUCCUGCUGAUAAACUGGGACUUCAUCUUAGAGGUGGUCACAUCUUUCCAAUACAACAACCUGCCAAUACCACAGUAUACAGUCGUAAGAAUCCUAUGGGACUGAUUAUAGCUCUGGAUGACAAUGGCAAUGCUGGUGGAGAGCUGUUCUGGGAUGAUGGAGAGGCAAGAGAUUCAGCAGAAAAGGGGGUUUACAUUCAUUAUCAAUUUUCAGUUGUUCCAGGCCUUCUGAAAAUGGUGGUGUUGAAAAAUGGCUAUGCAGACCCACACAACUUGAAGUUUGAAGAAAUUAAGAUCCUUGGAGUAUCUGAAGCUCCAUCUUCUAUGACUGUGACACACAAUUCCAAUGUUACAGCAGUGCCUUUUGAGAAUUUUCAGUACGACACUAACAAGAAGGUUCUUCAUGUAACAGGUCUUCAGCUUGAACUCGGUCAGAGUUAUUUGGUGCAAUGGAUUAAUGACGUUUACCUUGAAAUUGAAAGAUUUGACUGCUACCCUGAAGACAAUAGCAACCAGGCUGCUUGUGAAGCUCGUGGUUGUAUCUGGAAGACUGCAAACACUCCUGGUGUGCCCUGGUGUUUUUAUCCACGUGACUAUGGUUACAUCACUAAUCCAGUCACUAACACUUCAGAGGGACUUUCAUUUCAAAUUAAAAGGAAUACUGCUCACCCAAAACGAUAUACAGAUCAGUCUCCUACCAUAGAAACACUUCAGGUGGAUGUGAAAUACCUGGACAACUACAUUCUACAGUUUAAGAUCUAUGACCCAAAUAAUAAAAGAUAUGAAGUUCCUGUCCCUUUUAAUAUCCCACAAGACCCAACAAUUGAUCCAAGCAAACGGCUUUAUGAAGUUAUUGUUGAAAACAGUCCAUUUGGUAUUAAGGUGAAAAGGACCAGCACUGGAACAAUCAUUUGGGAUUCUCACCUGCCAGGCUUCACAUUCACAGAUAUGUUUAUUCAGAUAUCAAACCGGUUACCCUCCAAGUAUGUGUAUGGUUUUGGGGAAACUGAACACCCUACUUUCAAGCAUGAUUUGAACUGGCAUACCUGGGGAAUGUUUGCCAAAGACCAGCCCCCUGGUUACAAAAUGAACAGCUAUGGUGUUCACCCAUUUUAUAUGUGCUUGGAAGACGACGCAAAUGCUCAUGGGGUUCUGUUACAUAACAGCAAUGCUAUGGAUGUCACCUUUCAGCCAACCCCAGCUCUAACAUACCGAACAGUGGGAGGAAUUCUGGACUUUUAUUUGGUUUUAGGACCAACUCCUGAACUGGUUGUCCAGGAAUAUACAGCACUUAUUGGUCGCCCAGUACUUCCAGCCUAUUGGUCCUUGGGAUUCCAGUUGUGUCGCUAUGGAUAUGAGAAUGAUACAGAAAUAAAAGAGCUGUAUGAAGGCAUGAAGAAGGCCGGAAUACCAUAUGAUGUCCAAUAUGCUGAUAUUGAUUAUAUGGUGAGACAGAUGGAUUUUACUCUUGGUGACAAUUUUGCAGGGCUCCCAGCUCUUGUAAACCAAAUGAAAAGCGAGGGAAUGCGUUUUAUCGUCUUGUUGGAUCCAGCGAUUUCAGGGAAUGAAACAUCUUAUCCAGCAUUUGACCGAGGAGUCGAAGAUGAUGUAUUCAUCAAAUGGGCAGAUGGAAGUGACAUUGUCUGGGGAAAGGUUUGGCCUGAUUAUCCCAACAUUACAGUUGACGAGUCAUUGGACUGGGAUACACAAGUCGAGCUAUACAGAGCAUACACAGCUUUUCCUGACUUUUUCCGUAACCAAACAGCAACGUGGUGGCAUCGAGAAAUUAAGGAGUUUCACACUCAUCCAAACGACACAGAAAAAAGCUUGAAGAUUGAUGGCCUCUGGAUUGAUAUGAAUGAGCCUUCCAGCUUUGUUCAUGGGUCUGUUAUUGGGUGCAGAGAUCAAAGGUUAAACAACCCACCUUACAUGCCACCUCUGGAAUCAAAGCAUUUAGGACUAUCCCAUAAAACUAUAUGUAUGGAAAGUCAACAGUUCCUGCCAGAUGAUACUCCAGUCAGACACUAUGAUGUUCAUAAUCUUUAUGGGUGGUCCCAUACCAAGCCAUCGUACGAUGCUCUACUGGAUGUAACAGGCGAAAGAGGAGUUGUUGUCACACGAUCAAGCUACCCAUCCAGUGGAAAAUGGGCAGGUCACUGGCUUGGAGAUAACACCUCAGCUUGGGAUCAGAUGUACAAAUCUAUCAUUGGUAUGUUGGAGUUCAGUCUGUUUGGAUUUUCCUAUACUGGGGCAGAUAUUUGUGGAUUUUUCAGAGAAACCACCUAUCAAAUGUGCUUACGCUGGAUGCAACUGGGCGCUUUCUACCCAUAUUCAAGAAAUCAUAAUGGAAAAGGAAGCAAAAGACAAGACCCUCUUGCUUUUGAUGAGAAAUUCCAGAAUGUUUCAAGAGAUGUUCUUAACAUCCGCUAUACACUUCUGCCAUACCUGUAUACUCUUAUGUAUGAAGCACAUAGCCAAGGCAGCACUGUAGUUCGACCUGUUUUUCAUGAGUUUGUUAAUGACAAAAUAACAUGGGAUAUACAUAAACAGUUCCUUUGGGGGCCAGCAUUGUUGAUUAGCCCAGUAUUAGAUGAGCAUUCUUCUAUAGUCCAUGCCUAUGUACCAAAUGCACGCUGGUAUAACUAUCAUACAGGGGAGGCAAUUGGUGUUAGAGGGCAGUGGUUAGACAUCCCAACCCCUCUUGAGCAGAUUAACCUUCAUAUCAGAGGAGGGUACAUUAUUCCUUGGCAAGAGCCAAGUAAUACAACUGCUUAUAGUCGAAACAAUUUUAUGGGACUCACUGUUGCUAUAGAUGACAAUGGAUUUGCUCAAGGUUCCCUUUUUUGGGAUGAUGGAACUAGCAUAGAUGCAUAUGAAAAAGGAGACUAUUACUUUGCCACAUUUAGUGCCAACAAGAACACAUUGGUUACUAAUAUAUGGCACAACAAUGGCACAAACACAGCAGAAAGACUGGGAUUAGGAUAUCUUAAGGUGUGGGGAGCAGGAAACAUUCCAGUUGUGAAAGUGACUGUAAUGUAUAACGGUGUUUCUGAGCUUAUUGAAUCCUUUAAUUUUAAUCACAACCUCACAACCCAGGAGCUUGUCAUUUCUUUAAAGGACAAGGCAUAUUUUAUGGACAAGCCCAUCCAAGUCACUUGGAAAACAACAUUCCAAUGAGUGCAAAGCAACUAACUGGUUGAUAGCAGAAUCCAUUUAUAUGGGGUGAAACUGUUGAAAGUUACUGGGGUCAGGCUGUAAUAUAUAAUCAAGUACUUUCUUAUGACUACAAGGGUAACACCGACCUUACAAAUUAUGUAAUUGAAUGUACAAUAUUUUAAAUGUUCUUGCUUUUGUUUCAUCUCACAUUUGGGUUUGUAUUGCUUCAUAAAUAUUAAUACAUUUCUAUUUGUCCAGUUAUAGUUCAAGGUUCAAUAAAAACAAUCAAUUUCAGGACAUAAAACUAAAAA